Molecule: messenger RNA, 665 nt
Organism: Leptonychotes weddellii (Weddell seal)
Lineage: Eukaryota; Metazoa; Chordata; Mammalia; Carnivora; Phocidae
Source: RefSeq, a predicted model, not a curated record
AUGGGUGUAGUAGUAUUAAAGGUUGAGUGUAAAUUUAAAAACUUGUAUGAAAGUACUCUGAAAACUGUAAAGCACAACAGGAGACAGCAUGGUCAUGGUCAUCAUCGUAUUAUGUAUAUAAUGGUAUGUGAAGAUUUUGGAGCCGUGAAGCUUUUUAUCUGCAUCUGCAGUCUAGGAAAAUUGAGUUGGCAGGAGUGUAGUGGAUGGAUUAAUAAUAACAAAAGAAAGAGAACCAAUCAGGAAGCUAUUAAAGAGAUGACCUGGCUCCCACCACUUUCUGCUAUUCCAGCACCUGGCAAAGUGGAACCAAGCAAAUUUCCAUUUCCAAAUAAGGACUCUCAGCUUGUUUCCUCCGGACACAAUAAUCCAAAGAAAGGUGAUGCUGAGCCAGAGAGUCCAGACAAUGGCACAUCGAAUACCUCCUCUCUGGAAUGGUUGUCCCCAUUUACAGAUAAGGGAAAUGAUGCACAGAGAGGCCACAGCUGGAGCCAGCCUUCAUCGGGAAUGCUAGAAGAUGACCUUAAGCUAAGUAGUGAUGAAGAGGAGAAUGAGCAGCAGGCAGCCCAGAGAACUGCUCUCCACGCUCUGUCUGACAGAAAGUGUGAAGAACCCCUUGUUGUGCAAUGAAACAGGAGACAAGAAACUUAGAGGAAGAGACCUGAAUG